Dioscorea cayenensis subsp. rotundata (Guinea yam) is the source of this 2864-nucleotide messenger RNA. RefSeq names its product casein kinase 1-like protein HD16. Lineage: Eukaryota; Viridiplantae; Streptophyta; Magnoliopsida; Dioscoreales; Dioscoreaceae. The transcript is spliced from 15 exons. Gene Ontology annotation, cellular component: cytoplasm; nucleus. Bases 349 to 2574 code for a protein of 741 amino acids. Gene Ontology annotation, molecular function: protein serine/threonine kinase activity; ATP binding. The record is from RefSeq and is a predicted model, not a curated record. Gene Ontology annotation, biological process: peptidyl-serine phosphorylation; endocytosis; signal transduction.
CAUUUUAUUUUUAUUUUUUCACCGCCCCCGAAAAAUCAAGAAAAUCACGGAAAAAUCCAAAAUCCCACACGAUUUCCCCCAAUUCCCGAUCGCUCGUGACAGCGGCGUCGGCGAUGAUGGCGAAACCCUAAUCAUCGUCGGGGAAAGAGAAGGAUCUGAUCGGUUUCAUCUGCAAGGUUGUCUCCGAUCUGGUUUUUGGUCAGGAUUUUUAUAGGUUUGGAGGGGUUAUUGAGGGAAAGAAGAACGAUUUGGGGGUGAAUCUAGGGAUUUUUCUUGUUGAUUGGGUGGAUGAUGGCGGGUUGAGGCCCAGAGGAUGAUCGGAUCGCCGGAUUGCAUGGGCGAAGAAGUAUGCCGGAGUUGCGGAGCGGGGCGCGUCGCGGAGGCCGUGCUCCUCCGCCGCAGCCGGAGGUAGGACCGCCGACGAGGAAACGAGGCCGGGGGGCUGGGAAGAAGCCCUCCUCGGCAGCGCCGAAGAGAGGUAGGGCAGCCGCGGCUGCUGCGAAGAGGGGUAGACCGGCGGCGGAAGGGAGGCCGAGGACUAGGUCGGCAGCUGCUGCUGCAGCGGCGGCGAGGUUGGUACUAAUUGGGGAGGAGGAAGGUGAGGGUGAGGGUAGGGUUUCAGACCAGGUUAAGGAGGUUUUGGUUGUAGGAGAGGAAGAGAAGAAGAAGGAGAUGAUGGGGGAGGAUAGCGGAGGGUUAAGCGCGAACAAGGUCGCUGGGCAAGAGGAGGAGGGGAACACUGCUCCCUUCCCCGAAAGGGUCCAGGUUGGGGGCUCUCCUGUCUAUAAAGUUGAAAGGAAGUUAGGCAAAGGUGGAUUUGGUCAGGUUUUUGUUGGUCGGCGUGUUUCAGGAGGCAAUGAGCGUAUGACUGGUCCUGCUGCUCUGGAGCAGGUUGCCCUAAAAUUUGAGCAUAGGAGCAGCAAAGGCUGUAAUUAUGGUCCUCCGUACGAGUGGCAAGUUUACACUGCUCUUGGGGGUAGUCAUGGAGUGCCUAGGGUGCAUUAUAAAGGACGACAGGGUGACUAUUAUAUAAUGGUCAUGGACAUGCUAGGUCCCAGUUUGUGGGAUGCAUGGAAUUCAUCAGGUCAAGCGAUGCCUGCUGAUAUGGUAUCUUGCAUUGCGGUUGAAUCCAUUUCAAUCCUUGAAAAGAUGCAUUCAAAAGGCUAUGUCCAUGGAGAUGUGAAGCCCGAGAACUUCCUCCUUGGUCAGCCAGCAACAGCUCAAGAGAAGAAGUUAUUCCUUGUAGACCUUGGACUAGCAACAAAAUGGAGAGAUUCUGCUAAUGGCCAGCAUGUUGAGUAUGAUCAGCGGCCAGAUGUUUUCAGAGGAACGGUUCGCUAUGCAAGUGUUCAUGCACAUUUAGGAAGAACAGCAAGUAGAAGAGAUGAUUUAGAAUCUCUUGCAUAUACACUAAUUUUUCUUCAUCGAGGCCGAUUACCAUGGCAGGGCUAUCAGGUAAGCCUGGCAGCAUGCUCUUUUUUCUUGCCUUGGCCCUUUGUUUAUAUGUCUUCUGACUGUUUCUAUGGAUCUUCAUCUCAGGGUGACAAUAAAUCAUUUCAAGUUUGCAAGAAAAAAAUGGCGACAUCCCCUGAAAUGCUUUGUUGCUUCUGUCCUCCUCCUUUUAAGCAAUUUCUUGAGGUUGUGGUUAACAUGAAGUUUGAUGAGGAGCCCAACUACUCUAAACUGAUAUCCCUCUUUGAGGGGUUAAUUGGGCCAAAUCCAGCUAUUAGGCCAAUCAAUACGGAUGGAGCUCAGAAGAUUAUAUAUCAAGUUGGGCAAAAGAGAGGUAGGUUGCCAGUUGAUGAAGAUGAAGAUGGUCAGCUAAAGAAGAAAGUUCGUCUUGGAGUUCCUGCUACCCAGUGGAUUUCUGUAUACAAUGCCAGGCCACCAAUGAAACAGAGAUACCAUUAUAAUGUGGCUGAUGCACGGUUGGCACAACAUGUUGAAAGAGGAAAUGAAGAUGGUCUGCUUAUUAGCUGUGUUGCAUCUUGUUCCAAUUUAUGGGCACUUAUUAUGGAUGCGGGGACAGGCUUCACAUCCCAGGUUUAUGAACUGACAGCAACCUUCCUUCACAAGGAGUGGAUUAUGGAGCAGUGGGAGAAGAACUACUACAUUAGCUCUAUUGCUGGUGCCAACAAUGGAAGCUCUCUUGUGGUGAUGUCAAAAGGCACCCAAUAUACUCAACAAUCUUACAAAGUUAGUGAUUCUUUUCCUUUCAAAUGGAUCAACAAAAAGUGGAGGGAAGGAUUUUAUGUUACAUCAAUGGCAACUUCUGGAAGCCGUUGGGGCAUUGUGAUGUCACGUAAUGCAGGCUUUAAUGAUCAGGUAGUGGAAUUAGACUUCCUUUAUCCAAGCGAAGGCAUCCAUAGGCGCUGGGACAAUGGGUACCGGAUCACAUCCAUGGCUGCAACUUGGGACCAGGCAGCUCUGAUCCUUAGCGUGCCCAAACGCAAGCCUGGGGAUGAAACUCAGGAGACCCUCAGAACCUCGGCUUUUCCAAGUGCUCAUGUUAAGGACAAAUGGGCUAAGAACCUGUACCUCGCAUCAGUGUGCUAUGGUCGUACUGUAUCUUGAUAUAUAUUUAAUUGGCUAAAACCUUCAUCAAGGCCUGACAGCAGGUUUUCUCCUGUUGCUUCUCAAGUUAUCUUGUACAUGGAGCAAUGCUUGAAAAACUGGGAAUGGAAAGCCAGAGGCAGGCAGGCUGUUUUAAUCUUAUUUGAUGCCCUGCUUUGUAUAUUUUGGGUCUGCUGAGACGACUGAUAUUUGUGCUCCCCCUUUUAUGUUGACAAAAUACUUUGAAUUACCAUCUCAUAUAUCCAGUUCUGGUGGCCAGCCAAAUUAAAGAACAGCUCACCUUAUACUGA